This is a messenger RNA of Penicillium hordei, 1341 nucleotides long. RefSeq lists its product as uncharacterized. Bases 1 to 1341 code for a protein of 446 amino acids. Lineage: Eukaryota; Fungi; Ascomycota; Eurotiomycetes; Eurotiales; Aspergillaceae. The record is from RefSeq and is a predicted model, not a curated record. The transcript is spliced from 4 exons.
AUGGAGAAACCUAAGGUUAUUGGACCUAACGGUCUUGCUCCAAUCACUCUCGACAGACAGGCUGAUAUUCGUAUCACCACCAAGGUCAUCUACGACGUGAUCUCCAACUGCGACAUGAUCAGCCUGGAGGAGAGCAUGCAUGCCCCUGCUGCUGUUCGCAAGCAGGCUCGCACCGAUCGCCUUGCUGGCGUGCAGACAGUGUCAGCUCGCGUCAAGGCUCGUCGCUCCACCCAGCUGGAGAUGAAUGGCCCCGCCAAGCUCUAUGAUGCCUCAAAGGAUAUUGAGAAGGCCAUGAGGGUCGAAAGGGACAAGAAAGCUCUUGCUUCUCGUUUGACUGACUCGCGUGUCCCCGUUGCCACUCCGAAGGAUGUCCCUUCUCGUGUCACUUCUUUGCAUACCCCCGACUCUCAGAAGGCCUCUGGUAUUGAUCCUCGUGCUGAGCCAUUUGUUCCUGCUGCCGCCGCCGCCAAGGCCCGUGGACCCAAGGAUGAAGUCGCUCAUGCGCCUCUGAAGAGUACUAUUCGCAAGGCAACUCCUGCCAAAGCUGAUACCGAAAGCAAGGAUGUAGACAAUGACUCAAUUGCUAGUUCUAAGACAUCCCAGAAGGUGGAGUCCACCGGAGACAAGGAGUCCACUGGCUCUCCUAAGCAGACCAGAGGUCUUACUGCCCCCGCUGAUUUCAUGAAGCAAUUCCGUUUGCUUCAAUUGCAGAAGCAAAUGGCACCCAAGGUUGCGCCUACUGGACCUGCUCGUCGAAUCGUUUUCGGAAAUCUUCCUGAGUGGGCGAAUAUCUCUAGCAUCCUACAGCUUGUCUACGGUGGUGCUAUCGAGCGCGUUUGGAGUGAGAACGGCGAAGUUAUUGUGCAGUUUGUUGAGCAAGACGACUGCGUCAAAUACCAUGAGAACCACUCCGACGGCAUCAAGUUGAAGGAUGGUGAUGACGACCUCACUAUUUCCGUUACCAUGCCGGAGGAGGGUCUGCCGGACAACGCCGAGCUUUCGAGCCGUGUCGAAGAGGGCGCUUCCCGUGUCCUUUGUCUCUCUGGUCUUCCAACUGGCUUUAAGUCUAGCGACAACGAGAAUAUCUUGGGUAUUGCCGUUGACCCUGUCUGGGGUAGCAAGAGCUUUGACCAUAUUCUGAUCAAGCAGGCUGAGGGUGGUGUUGAUGUUUACAUCUUCUUCUAUGACCUUCACGACGGUUGGGACUUCUUGCAAUGCAUCAAGGAGGGAGCGUACGACUGCAUUGCCAGCUUCGAAGCUGACCCAUGCGCUCUUUCUGAGGGGUUCCACUUCAUGGAUGAGCCCAACUUGAUGUUCUCUGCCAUCUUCGCCGUGGAGUAG